AUGUAUUUCCAAUCGGUCAUUGAAUCUCAGCAACUUCCGCUACAAGAUUAUGGCGAGCGCCAAAUUCGGGGUGAUCACCAUUGGUGCCGGGGUUUUUCGCAGCCGUCUUGGAAUGGCCAGGAUUUCUCCCGGUGUGCUCGUUUGAAAUAUCUAAUCGGCGAGCCGGCUCUGGUCCUUGUUCUUCUGCUGGGCGGUUCAUUCAUCCUGCCGUGUCUUCUCUGUCUAUGGGCGCGCAUUCGAAGCCGAAAGACAGCUGGAUCAUGGUUGACGAGGCGUGUGGUACCACCCUACGAAGCAUUACACAAUCGCGGCUCUCCUCAAGCAACUCUUCAUGACCCAGAAUUGAACGGACCUGACGCUGUCUCACAAGCUGAAGAUCAGAUUAUUGCCAUCGAAGUUAUGCGCGAAGGCGGAUUGGGAAUAGACAAGCAAGAUCGUCAAGAGCUCCACGGAGUAAACAGCCUUCCUUCCCCAUUACACAUCCACCAAGACUGUUGUGGCGAGACGACAACCUACCUUACCGCCCUCGUUAAAUCAUGGAAGGACAUCUCAAUCUCUGCCUGCACAGUUGGAAUGCUAGUCACCGCCGCCGCACGUUACUUCAUCUCAACUGAUGCCGACGCAGGUUCAAAUUGGCUCCUAAUCCCUAUCAUACUUUGGUUAUCUGUGUCGGUGAUGUCAAUAGUGAAACUUCUGAUCCAAAUCCGAACUGUAAUUCGCAACAAACCCCAUCCUCACCCAACAUAUUUUGAGCUGGAAUAUCGUACCGUACCGAUCUAUCUGGUCAGCUUGCCUCUCGAGCUGCUGGACACCCGUAGCAUUCUACUUCAGCAUUUCGGUGGCCAACAUACCGUUGAAGCGACAUAUCAACUGAUGGUAAUCCGGUUGUUGACCUUAAUGUUCUUGAUCAUCGCAAAUGUGCUCGAGUUGGUGACUCCAAGACCUACGACACUGCUCCCGGGCUCAUCCAAGGAACGAAGCUCAUCAAUUGCACCAGUUGAUUCGCAGCCUGAAGUCCAACGACCAGCUCCAUUGGAGCCUGGACGCUCCUUGUUAUCCUUGGCUUACUUUAUCCACACCGAUUCUUACAUAUGGCGACAUAAAUCCGUGACAGCGACAGAAGAAUCUAUUCCAGACAUACGAGCAGACGAUAAGUCCGCCGCAAUUUUGUUUCGUUGGAAGAAGGAGCAAAAUGAAUAUGAAGCAGGAAACAUCAAGCCAAGCCUGUUGCGUGCAUUGACAUGGCACUCCAGGAAUAUUCUCUUGAGUCAACAACUUUUUGCUUACUUCAACGCUGCAGGAUCCUUGUUGCCGCCUUUCUUCUUACAACGUAUUGUUGGCUUCAUAUCAUCCAAAUCGGGCGAAAAUCCUCAACCAGGGCAUGUGGCCCUCUUGUAUGCUUUUGGGAUGCUUAGUACUCAAGCAUUCUUGGCCUUUUCCCUAUCUGCAAGUCUAAUGACUGGCCGCCGUCUUUCGCUCCGCUUGAGGGCGCUAUUGAUUACAUUGAUAUUCACGAAGUCACUUCGACGAACUGGUGUAAAUGCCAAAUUGUCAGAAGGUGUAGACACGAGGAAUGAUGACUCAUCAACUCAGAUCAAAUCGCCAUCAAAAGAAGAUCCGGGGGGGAGCGCGUCCACAGGUAAAAUCACAAACCUCGUCUCCAACGAUAUUGCCAGCUUGGCCGAAAUAGGAUCCCAUCUUCACUUUCUGUGGCCCGAAAGCCCCGUUCAGCUUAUCCUAGCAGGUAUAUAUCUCUACGUUCUCCUGGGUUACAGCGCAUUGGCAGGAAUGUUUUGUAUAAUAAUUGCUGUACCCAUACAGAGCUACCUGACUGCUAUUUGGGCUAGAUAUCAAGACAUGUUGAUGGGAGCAGCGGAUAAACGACUAGGCUUAGCAGCUGAAGUGAUCAAUAAUAUUAAAGUGAUCAAAUUUUUCGCUUGGGAAUCAAAAUUCUUGCAAAAAAUGCAAGUUUUACGUGAAGCAGAAUUGACUAUGCUUUUCAAGCGGCUUCUAGUUACCAUCGGCGAAUCUGCAGUAUCACUUUCUGUGCCAAUUAUUGUUAGCAUUGUGACCUUUUACACACAUACCAAAGUUUUUGGUAAAUCAUUAACUGCAGAAGAAGCUUUUACCGCGCUGGCCUUGUUCAAUGUCUUCAAGUUUCCGCUUAACGUUCUGGUCGAUACGAUCUCUGGGGUCUCGCAAUCUUACGUAUCUUUGAAGCGAAUCGAAAGCUUCUUGAAUGAAAAAGACACAGAAAAAUACUCAAGCUUGUCUGUGCCCAGACGUGAAGCAGGUGACCCACUUGUCGGUUUCAAAAAUGCUACAUUCACGUACGAAGCGAAGCAAGAAGAUGCGGACCCUACCCUCGAGUCUUCUACAUUCAAAUUGGGUGGGCUCGACUUUGGUUUCCCUGAAGGAAAACUCAGUCUGAUUAUAGGGCGAGUUGGCAGUGGAAAAAGUACUCUUCUUCUGUCACUCCUUGGCGAAACCACCAAGCUAAGCGGGGAGGCAUUCCUACCUUCACCUGUGUGUAGAGCCUGGGGGUUGGAUCCUGAGCUUCAACUCACUGACACUACCGCGUACUGCCCUCAACAAGCAUGGCUGCUAUCGGAUUCAAUACGAAAUAAUAUUCUUUACGGUAGCACGAUGAAUCGGUCAAGGUAUACGCAAGUCCUCAAGGCUUGUGCAUUGGCUCCCGAUCUCGCAACAUUUACCGAUGGUGAUUUGACUGAAAUUGGCGACAAAGGUACGGUACUGAGUGGAGGCCAGAAAGCUAGGAUUUCUUUGGCUCGCGCUUUAUAUUCUCCCGCCAAAGUACUCUUAUUGGAUGAUGUUUUAAGUGCGGUGGAUUCUCAUACCGCUCAACAUUUAUUCAAUCAUGUGUUAAAUGGCCCGUUGAUGAAGGAUCGCACAUGUAUACUGGUGACCAAUGCCGUUGACUUGUGUAUGCCAGCUGCAUCGUUUUUUGUUUCCUUGGAUCGAGGGCAAGUUGUUUACGCUGGAGAUCCAUCAGCCUCCAAACUCCCAUCCACCUUUGUAUCCGGGAACCGCAAAGUCAACAGCAACCAGAGUGCUCCAACAAUUGAUCCUGAACUGAUCAUUGAAGACCUUGCGGCAGCUAUCUUGAACAAGGACGAAGAAAUAAUCGAACUCAAGACGCGCGCAACCCAAACAUUAGUUGAGGAAGAACAUCAAGCUGUCGGUGCAGUUAGCUUUAGAACUUACAAACUUUAUUACGAUUGUCUGGGUGGCUUGAUUCCCCUUUUCAACACUUUUGUCAUGUUUAUCUUGGCAGAAUUGGGCAACAUCCUAUCAACAUGGGUCCUCAAGCAAUGGACCGAGAGUAACCAGAAAUCUGCCAGUCUGACAAACUUAACCUCUUCGAGUUUACUUCCUCCUUCAAUACUUACAGCCACCAAGAUUUUGUCAACAAGCCCGAACCCGCUAUAUCUAAAUCUUCACGCAGAUUCUUCUUCAGAAAGGGACUCGAUCCCAGAAGCACGGCCAGAUCAUUACAUUCUGUUGUAUCUACUUACCGGUAUGUUUGCAUUAGCCUUUGAGCUCAUCAGAGAAACGUAUUUCACUUGCCAAAGCAUCAUUGCUGGACGCAAACUAUAUGAACGUCUAAUUGGUACACUUCUUAGUGCCCAAGUGCGAUUCUUUGACACAGUACCCAUGGGGCGGGUGCUUAGCCGAUUAUCAACUGAUGUCCGCACAGUUGACCAAGACCUAGCAGAUACGCUAAUUUACAUGGCGGAGGAAGUCUUGGGGACAAUGGCCAUUCUGAUUGUGGUAAUUGCCGUUCUACCCAUGGGAUUCCUUCUUUGUGCCAUGGUGGCAUGUUCAAUCUAUGUGGCGAUUGGUUACCUAUAUCUGGCUUCCACAAGAGAAAUCAAACGAUACGAGUCAACUUCUCGUUCUCCUGUGAUUUCUUUGUGUACUGAAUGUUUGGGUGGUGUCACAUCAAUCAGGGCUUAUGGCGAUAUUGGGCGCUACACCCAACAGAUGUUUAGGCUUAUUGACGGGUACAACCGCCCAUUUUUCAUGUUGUGGAUGUGCAAUAGGUGGCUUUCUUGUCGGAUCGAUACUGCUGUUGCCCUCUUUACUUUCCUGGUGGUCAUCUAUAUAAUUCAGAGUGACAUGCCUGCCGCCUUAUCCGGGUUUGCUUUGUCGUAUGUGAUUAGCCUCAACAAGAAAACGCUUCUCAAACUAACCACAUGUGCACUGAUUGUGAAGGUGGAGAGAAUUCAUGAAUAUCUGGGCAUUGAUCAAGAACCCAAGGCUGGCAUCCAACCGCCUGCCGCCUGGCCUUCAAAACAAGGGGCAAUUGAAGUUCAGGGUCUAACAGCCCGAUAUGCACCUCAUUUGCCACUGGCCCUCAAGUCAGUUAGCUUCAGCGUUAAAGCCGGCGAGAAAAUUGGCAUUUGUGGACGAACUGGAAGUGGGAAGAGUACAUUAGCCCUAAGCUUCUUUCGAUUUAUUGAAGCCGAGGCCGGCCAAAUUCUCAUCGAUGGGCUUGACAUAUCAAAGUUAGACUUGACCUCUCUGAGGAGUAGACUGACAAUCAUUCCACAGGAGAGCGUCUUGUUUUCAGCACCAAUUCGAUGGAACUUAGAUCCAUUCUCAGAACAUGAUGAUAACCAAAUCUGGGAUGCCUUGCGCCGAGUUGGAAUGGCUGCCCCUUCAUCUGAGCUGUUGCCAAAUGGUAGCAAUGCGGCAGAUGAACCCCCUGAGCCCAGCUCCAUGGCUCAAGAUUUACCAUUCAUCACAAGUCUAGAUAUGGAGGUCAAAGAAGGUGGGAAAAACUUCAGUACAGGUCAGCGUCAGCUCUUGGCAAUUGCUCGUGCAAUACUCAAGUUGGAAAACUCGGCUUUACUUAUUUUGGACGAGUCAACUGCAAGCUUGGAUGCCGAAUCAGAUGAGAAGAUCCAAGCAACAAUCCGAUCAGAAAUGGGAAACUCUACCAUUUUAUGCAUUGCACACAGACUGAAAACAAUCAUCGACUACGAUAAAGUGUUGGUUUUAUCAGACGGGGAAGUACUGGAAUUCGAUGAACCCUGGAAGCUGUUAUUGGAUGAUGAGGAUGGAGAACAAGAAGUUGGAUCAGUCAAAAAAACCUCCGCAUUCAGAGAGCUUUGCCUCAAGUCCGGGCACUAUGAUGAACUCAAACAAUGCGCCUUAAAAGCUAAAGAACUCCGGUCCAAGUCUCAUUAG
This is a messenger RNA of Puccinia graminis f. sp. tritici CRL 75-36-700-3, 5214 nucleotides long. RefSeq lists its product as uncharacterized. Gene Ontology annotation, biological process: transmembrane transport. The record is from RefSeq and is a predicted model, not a curated record. The coding region runs from base 1 to 5214 and encodes 1737 amino acids. Gene Ontology annotation, molecular function: ABC-type peptide transporter activity; ATP hydrolysis activity; ATP binding. Lineage: Eukaryota; Fungi; Basidiomycota; Pucciniomycetes; Pucciniales; Pucciniaceae. The transcript has 22 exons. Gene Ontology annotation, cellular component: fungal-type vacuole; fungal-type vacuole membrane.